Molecule: messenger RNA, 3869 nt
Organism: Serinus canaria (Common canary)
Lineage: Eukaryota; Metazoa; Chordata; Aves; Passeriformes; Fringillidae
Product: protein-arginine deiminase type-3-like
Exons: 14
Coding region: 1331-3205 (624 amino acids)
Cellular component (GO): cytoplasm
Molecular function (GO): protein-arginine deiminase activity; calcium ion binding
Source: RefSeq, a predicted model, not a curated record
GUUUCGGAGCCAUUCCUGCCGUUAUUUUUGUGGGAUUUAUUCCCGUUUAUUCCCGUUUUCCAUGGCAGGACGGGCCGCGCUUGGCACCGGGGAUAUCUCUGGAUUUGGGGCAUGUCGGAGCGAUCCCUGCGGUUCUUUCCGUGGGAUUCAUUCCCGCCUAUUCCCGUGUAUUCCCAGGCGCGCUUUGCACCGGGAAUAUCCCGGGAUUUGGGGUUUUUCCAGGGAUUCCUGCCGCGGGGUUGGCGCCGCCGCCUUGCCCCGGGUUCGCAGCCUCGGGCGGGAUUUGCUUUAAUCGCCUUUGGGGAUUUGCGGGAAUUGCCUCUUCCGGGAGCGGCUGCCCGCACGUUUUGGGGGAUUUGUGCCUAUCCAGGGAAUCGAUGCAACUCCAGCUUGCAGGAUCUGUGCACAUCCAGGGAAUCCAUGCAAUCCCAGGAUUUCUGCACAUCCAGGGAAUCCCUGCAAUCCCAGGUUGCAGGAUUUGCUGCGGGAUUUUUUCCGCCGUGAAUGAUUUAUCCCCAUUUCCUCUUGCAGCACGGGCUGCAGUUGCAUUUUCCAGGAUUAAUUCCCUUUUCCAGGACCUGUUGCCGUUCUGAAUUUCAGGGUUUGUUUGUAUUAAAGGAUUUCUCAGAGUUUCACAGCUCAGCACUUGCUGCCUCCACGUUUUCCAGGAUUUUUUGCAUUUUCCAGGACUUUUUGCUGUUCUAAAUUGCAGGGUUUUUUCCCAUUGAAGGAUUUAUCCCAAUUUCAUAUCUCAGCCCUUGUUGAAAUCACAUUUUCUGGGAAUAUUUGAAUUUUCCAUGACUUGCUGAUAUUCCAAACCCUGGGAUUCGUUCCCUUUGGAAGGUUUCACCCCAGUUCCACAUCCCAGCCCUUGCUGAGGUGGCAUUUCCAAGGAAUAUUAAAUAUAUUUAAAUUUUAUGGGAAUAUUUGAAUUUUCCAGGAAUGUUUGAAUUUUCCAUGACUCGCUGAUAUUCCAAACCCCAGGAUUUGUUCCCUUUGAAGGUUUUACACCAGUUCCACACCCCAGCCCUUGCUGAGGUGGCAUUUUCCAGGAAUAUUUGUAUUUUCCAUGACUCGCUGGUAUUCCAAACCCCAGGAUUUGUUCCCUUUGGAAGGUUUUAACCAGUUCCACAUCCCAGCCCCUGCUGAGGUUGCGUUUUCUAGGAAUAUUUGAAUUUUCUGGGAAUAUUUGAAUUUUCCAUGACUCGCUGAUAUUCUAAACCCCGGGAUUUUUUCCCUUUGGAAGGUUUCACCCCCCAUUUCAAAUCCCAGCCCUUGAGGUGGCGUUUCCCAGGAAUAUUUGAAUUUUCUGGGAAUAUCUGAAUGUCCCAUGACUUGCUGCUAUUCCAAACCCCAGGAUUCAUUCCCAAUUAAAGGAUUUCCCCCAGUUCCACAUCCCAGCCCCUGCUGGGGCGGCGUUUCCCGGGCACGCGUGUGUUCAGCCGCGCUCCCGGCGGAAUUCCGCGUCCCUGACCCCGCUCCCCGUUCCAGCUCGGCCCCGCGCGGCGCCGCCUCCUUCCAGGCUCAGGCCUCGCCGGGGGUGAAGCUGUGGGUGCUGCACGAGGCCCGGAGCGUGAAGCUGCCCUCGAGCGUCGGGCGCUGGCCCCUGGGCGCGCGGCCCGAGCUGCUGCUGGCCAUGGAGCAGCCCAGCAAGGACGUGGGCGACGAGAAGGUCAGGAUUUCCUAUUUCCGUGAGGACGGCGGGGUUCCCGCGGGCCGGGCCGUGCUCUACCUCACCUGCGUGGAGGUGUCACUGGACGCUGACGUCACCCGCAGCGGGGCCGUGUGCCGGACACUGCUGGACAAGGCCAGCUGGACGUGGGGUCCCGAGGGUCACGGGGCCGUGCUCCUCGUCAACUGCGACCGCGACGACCCCGGCGCCGAGGGCCUGGACAACGAGGACGGCGCCGUGCGCUCCUACAAUGACCUGCAGGACAUGGCACAGCUGGUGCUGAGGACGCGCGGGCCCCGCGCCACCUUCGCCGGGCACCGCCUGCUGCUGCACCUGGACUUCGGCCACGCCGACAAGAUCAGGGUUUUCUACGGGGGCAAUGGCACCGAGCUGGAGAUGUUCCAGCCCGUCCUGGGGGGCUCCAAGCUGAGCUACAGCGUGCGGCCGAGCCGGCACCACCACGAGAGCGUCUUCUACGUGGAGGGCCUGGCCUUCCCCGACGUGGGAUUCUCGGGCCUCGUGUCCCUGCAUGUCACCCUGCUCGAGAGCCCUGGAAAGGGCCUCCUGGAGUCACCGAUCUUCACGGACACCGUGGUGUUCCGUGUGGCUCCCUGGAUCAUGACGCCCAACACGGCGGCGCCGCUCGAGGUCUUUGUCUGCAGCGUGGCCAAGAACGAGGAGUUUGUGGCGGCCGUGGGCGCGCUGGCCGAGCGGGCGCGGUGCCCGCUGACCGUGUGCCCGGCGCCGCAGAACCGCCAGGACCGCUGGAUCCAGGAUGAGAUGGAGUUCGGCUACAUCCAAGCCCCCCACAAGACCCUCCCCGUGGUCUUCGACUCGCCCCGGGACCUUGGCCUGAAGGAUUUUCCUGUCAAGAGCAUCCUGGGCCCCGAUUUUGGCUACGUGGCCCGGCCGGCUCCAGAGGGCGUUUCCAGCCUGGAUUCCUUCGGGAAUCUGGAGGUGAGCCCGCCCGUGACGGUGCGGGGCAAGGAGUACCCCUUGGGGCGCAUCCUGAUCGGCAGCAGCUUCCCCAGGGUGGGCGGCCGCAGGAUGGCCAAGGCCGUGCGGGAUUUCCUGCUGGCCCAGAAGGUGCAGGCGCCCGUGGAGCUCUUCUCGGACUGGCUCAGCGUCGGGCACGUGGACGAGUUCCUGAGCUUCGUCCCUGCGCCCGACCGGAAGGGAUUCCGGCUGCUCCUGGCCAGCCCCAGCGCCUGCUACCAGCUCCUGAAGGAGAAGCAGGAGGAGGGGUUCGGCGAGGCCGCGAUGUUCCAGGGGCUGGACAGGGUGCCCAAGCCAACCAUAAACGAGAUCCUGGCUAACGAGGAGCUCCGCAAGUUCAACGACUACGCCCAGAGCUGCAUCAGCUGGAACCGGGACAUCCUGAAGCGCUCGCUGGGCCUGGCCGAGCCGGACAUCCUGGACAUCCCGCAGCUCUUCCGGAGCAACGCCACCUCGGAGGCCGAGGCUUUCUUCCCGGACAUGGUAGUAGCACCCCUGACCUCCCCGGGGUGGGAUUGGGGUUGGGAUCAGGGUUAGGGAUGGGGCCGGGAUGUUACCAGAUGGGAUUGGGGCCGGGAUCGGGGCUGGGAUGUUCCCUGAUGGGAUUGAGGUUCCUCUGGCCGGAAUGGGACUGGGAUGCUCCCUAGGGUGAGAUCGGGACUGGGGCUGGGAUGUCCCCAAGCCAGGAUCGGGGCUGGGAUGUUCCCUGAUGGGGUCAAGGUUUCCCCAGGGUGGGAUUUGGGCUGUGUUGUUCCCUGAUGGGAUUGAGCCGGGAUGCUCCCUGGGGUGGGGUCAGGCUGGGAUCUCCCCAGGGAGGAAUCAGGGCCAGGAUGUUCCCUGAUGGGAUCGGGGCUGGGAUGUCCCUGGAGUGGGAUCAGGGCCGGGAUAUUCCCUGGGCUGGGAUGUGUCCUGCUGGGAUGAGGAUGUGCCCUGAUGGGAUGGGGAUGUCCCUGGGCUGGGAUGUGCCCUGAAGGGAUAAGGAUGUGCCCUGAAGGGAUGGGGAUGUGCCCUGGAGAGAUGGGGCUGUGCCCUGCUGGGAUGAGGAUGUGCCCUGAAGGGAUGGGGCUGUCCCUGGGCCGGGAUGUGCCCUGGGGUGGGAUUGGGGCCGGGAUGUCCCUGGGCUGGGAUGUGCCCUGCUGGGAUCAGGAUGUUCCCCGAAGGGCUGGGGCUGUCCCUGGCCGCUCCCUGCUGCACUCCCCGU